Sclerotinia borealis F-4128 is the source of this 1383-nucleotide messenger RNA. The record is from the annotation of a GenBank genome assembly. NCBI's taxonomy places the organism in Eukaryota, Fungi, Ascomycota, Leotiomycetes, Helotiales, Sclerotiniaceae.
AUGCCUGAGGAAAAUAAGUACGAAGUUUUGGAAAAGAUAGGACAUGGCUCAUUUGGUAUCAUUCGAAAAGUCCGAAAUAACAAUACUGGGGAGAUACUUUGUCGCAAGGAGAUCAACUAUAUGCGCAUGUCGCAAAAGGAACGAGAACAAUUACAAGCCGAAUUCGCCAUUCUGUCUUCACUCAAACACCCAAACAUCGUUGGAUACUAUCACCGCGAGCACCUAAAGUCCAGUCAAGAACUUCAUCUUUACAUGGAAUAUUGUGGAAAUGGAGAUCUUGGUAGAACCAUCAAGGAUUUACGAGCAAAUAAUGAAUAUGCAGAAGAAGGCUUCGUUUGGAGUAUAUUUUCACAAUUGGUUUUAGCAUUGUACAGAUGCCAUUAUGGCAUUGAUCCACCAAAAGUUGGAGAUAAUGUUAUGGGUUUGGGAAAUAGCGCCAGACCAAAAAAGCCAGCGGCUGGUGUCAUGAUUCUACAUCGGGACUUGAAACCCGAAAACAUUUUUCUUGGAGAGGGUAACUCGGUGAAGCUGGGUGAUUUUGGUCUUUCGAAAUUGUUGGAAUCUCACGAUUUCGCUUCCACAUACGUUGGGACCCCCUUCUACAUGUCGCCGGAGAUCUGCGCCGCCGAACGAUAUACAUUGAAGUCAGAUAUUUGGUCGCUAGGAUGCAUCAUGUACGAACUUUGCACGCGAGAGGUCCCCUUCAACGCCAAAUCACAUCCCCAGCUGGUGCAGAAGAUCAAAGAAGGCAAAGUCGCACCGAUACCAAACAUAUAUUCACCAGAACUCGCAUCGGUUAUCAAGGACUGCCUUAGAGUCAACCCCGAUCGACGAGUAGACACCGUUACAUUGCUCAAUCUCCCUGUGGUCAGAUUGAUGAGGAAAGAAAAAGAACUUGUAGAGCUUGGCAGGAUCUUGAAGACGAAAGAAGACAAGUUUGAGGCUCAAAAGGCUGCUAUGCGCGCAGAAAUUUAUUCAUCAUUGCGAAGAGAAUGGGAAGCGAAGGCUCAAUUGGAAAUAAAUCGUCAAGUACGAUUACAAACGGAGAACUUACGUAAUCAAUUCGAAGAAGAAGUCCGUAUUCGAGUUGAACAAUCAUCUGUUACAUUUUCUUCGAUGGAUAUUGAGAUGAUCGACCCCUCGCCAAUGCCCAGGAAUUAUCGAAACAUUAUACUAGUCGACAAGGAGAAUGACUCUCCUAUACCUACACGAAAACAAGCAGCAAUGGUUGGACGAACUCUCGUUGAAUUAGCCCAAGCACGUGCUAGCGCAAAAGCGAGCCCUAGCCCUAGCCCUAGCAAAAAGGAAUUAAGAGGAGUAUGGAAUCCAGAAAAGGAUGAUAUGCCAAGUCCUUUCUUAAUUAGAAGUAGAAAGACGAGAUAG